CACCUGUCCAUCUGAUGCAAUCAGCCAAAGGUCUGAUGUGCAACAGUACAAAAGUUGCCUUUCAGAGUUAAGCAAUAAUUUGAGAAUUUUGUUACGGGCAUUGAGGUAAUCAAAAAAGAUUGAGUUUCAGAAUUAUUAAGGUUUGAUUUUAAGUGAAAAGGUUAAAGAAGCAACAUCUCAUUGCUUGAAUUAUCUGAAGGGACUUAUUUAUCUUAGAACACAGUGUCUUGGAAAUAAAUACUGAAGUUGAAGAGGCAUUAAACCUCCUGAAAGACCUAAAGGACCGCUGUAUUGUUUGUUUUUAUUCUCCUUUUGUGUUGGUUUUAUUUUGACAAGAAGUAUGGAUCGUAUGGAGCUUAAGAGAGUUAGUACAGAGGCUGAUGACAGUAACAGUGAAAGCGGUAUGGAUGAUGACUAUACAAAAUUGACAAAUUCAGAGAAAGCUACCAUCAGCAGUCAAUUUCAUGACGAAGAUGAUGCCGAAAUUCAGAGGUUUCUGACAAAUGAGUUUUCAGGGAAAACAAAAUUUGAAGACUAUCAAGAAGAAUAUCAUCCUGGAAUGACAUCAUUUGGAAUGUCAGCUUUCAACCUCAGCAACGCUAUCAUGGGGAGUGGCAUUCUUGGUCUGUCCUACGCUUUGGCCAAUACUGGGAUCAUACUAUUUGUAAUCUUGUUGGUUACAGUGGCCAUAUUGUCAUUGUAUUCUAUUCAUCUCUUACUAAAGACUGCAAAGGAAGGAGGCUCUUUAGUUUAUGAGAAAUUAGGAGAACGAGCUUUCGGGUGGCCUGGGAAAAUUGCAGCCUUUGGUUCUAUUACACUGCAGAAUAUUGGAGCUAUGUCAAGCUACCUCUUUAUAGUCAAGUAUGAACUACCAGAAGUAAUACGGUCAUUUAUGGGAAUAGAAGAAGUCAAUGGAGUGUGGUAUACAAAUGGCAACUACCUUGUUGUACUUGUGUCGCUAUGCAUUAUUCUGCCUCUCACAUUUCUCAAGAAUUUAGGGUACCUUGGUUACACAAGUGGAUUUUCUCUCUCUUGUAUGGUUUUCUUCGUUUGUGUUGUCAUAUAUAAGAAAUUUCAGAUUCCCUGCCCAUUGCUUGGAUUGGAUCAUCACUUAGGAAACUUCACAGCAUUGACAAACACCACAGGCCACUGGAUAACUGAUUAUCCAGUGAUCCGUAACAUAACCGCUGAUCACGAACUGAACCUUAUGACGCCCUACAUUAAUGGACACACAGCAGCAGAAGAUGAAGAUCAUGCUCUCAUCCGCACCAAUGGGGUCAGUUACGAAGCCCAUUUUGAAGCUAACAUGUGUAAACCAAAAUACCUGGUAUUCAACUCACAGACAGCGUACACCAUUCCCAUUCUUGCCUUUUCGUUUGUGUGCCAUCCUGAGGUACUUCCAAUCUACAGUGAACUUAAAGGUCGCUCUCAAAAGAAAAUGCAACAUGUGUCCAAUGUGUCAAUUGCUGCGAUGUUCAUCAUGUACCUCCUGGCUGCUCUUUUUGGGUACCUGACCUUUUAUGGACAAGUUGAAACAGAGCUGCUUCAUACUUUCACAAAAGUAUACCAUUUUGAUGUGUUACUGUUGUGCGUCCGUCUGGCUGUACUGAUAGCAGUCACAUUAACAGUACCCAUUGUACUUUUCCCGAUCCGAACAUCGAUUCAGGAACUGAUAUGUCCAAGACGGUCCUUCAACUGGAUACGACAUAUUGUAAUUGGAGCAAUCCUGCUAAUUUUAGACAACCUUCUUGUGAUAUUUGUUCCAAACAUUCGGGAUAUUUUUGGGUUUAUAGGUGCAUCUGCAGCUACAAUGCUUAUCUUCAUACUCCCUUCAGCCUGUUACAUCAGACUCGUGAAAAAAGAAUCAAUGAAAUCCAUGCAAAAGAUUGGGGCUAUGAUUUUCCUUAUCAUCGGCAUAAUCUUUAUGAUUGGAAGCAUGACUCUUAUCGUCAUUGACUGGAUUCACAACCCACCCAGUUCAGGUGGCCAUUAACAAGGACAAUCAAUGCUUCUGCAUAGAAACACCGGUUUCUGCAUCUAACAAACCACUCCAAUGGGCAGAAACAGUGGGAGUCAGAUGCCAUUCCUCUUCCUUUUUAAAACAGCAUGAAUCCAGAGAUUUGAGCUGAUGAGGAGUUAACAACUAGAUGUAGAUAACUGAAGAUCAGCUCUUGCAAAGGAUUGUUUCGGUUCAGCAUUAAAUCUCCUUGGACUUGAAAGAAAAAUAUUCCGAAUCAUAGGAUGUGCUGUGAAUAAAGGCACAAUAGAACAAUACUUCAGACAAAGUGCGCUUUAACUGCUGACUGUAGUAAAUUUAGGAAAAUGUGUACCUGUUGCUGAAACAUUGGAAACCUUUCGUCUUUGAGGUUGUACAUAGUUUUCAAAUAUUACACCAAGCAUGCGUAUGCAUUUUCUAACUUAUAAAACAUGUCUGUUAGAGUUAGCCUCAUCUUUUUAGACAUAGAAGUUGCAUCUAGCUGCUACAGUGUACUGAGCUGCUGAAGUAAAAGCAUCCUCCUUUUUUUUAACAGCUUGAUUAAACUGUUGUUCGUUAGAAAGUUUUGCAAGUCUGGAGUAAAGGUCCAGACCCUUAUCUUGACCUCCCUCUUGUCCUCCUCCAAACCCUCGUUCCUACCAAUUACAGAGUCUGGAAUUAGGAUCAUAGCAUCCCUACAGUGUGGAAGCAGGCCACUCAGCCCAUUGCGUCAACACUGACCCUGCGAAGAGCAUCCCGCCCGGACCUACCAGCCACUAA
Rhincodon typus (whale shark) is the source of this 2755-nucleotide messenger RNA. RefSeq names its product sodium-coupled neutral amino acid transporter 4-like. The transcript is spliced from 17 exons. Gene Ontology annotation, biological process: amino acid transmembrane transport. Bases 341 to 1993 code for a protein of 550 amino acids. NCBI's taxonomy places the organism in Eukaryota, Metazoa, Chordata, Chondrichthyes, Orectolobiformes, Rhincodontidae. Gene Ontology annotation, molecular function: amino acid transmembrane transporter activity. The record is from RefSeq and is a predicted model, not a curated record.